AUGGUGGCGCCCCAAAACCCCAACUCCGAACCAGUCAGAAUGGAGAACCACGGAGCUAAAUGAGAUAUGCAGGUCAUUAUCCUCACAUCCCUUCCCGCUGACCAGCAUCUGCGCCAAAGACAGGUAGUGAUCAACACCCCAGGGGACUAAAAGGUUUAAGUCCCUUAAACCAACAUCUCCCGCCCGAGGCCCGGCCUCCUGGACGGUGCUCAGCAGCACAACUCGUCCACCGCAGGGAUGGCGAGGGCCGACGCCUCUUCCCCGCUCUCCCUUCCGUAGCUUGGUCACCAGGAUGCGGGUGUCGGAGCCGGACAGGGAGCGGGUUGCGGCGAAUGGUCUCCAGUCCCCUUGGCCCUGGCGACGCACGCGAGGUCCGGAGGACUCGAGGGAGCGGACGCCUCCUGGGACGGCGGGCGUGGCGAGGACAGGCCGGUCAACCGACGCGGGCGGAGGCGGCGGGAUUGGCGGUGGCGGCCGCCUGUCACCGCGGCGCAGUGACUACAGCCGGUCCAGACGCCCACCCGUGACCCGCGGCCCUCCGCCCGCCUGCGCGCCCCCAGCUCCGACAGGCGGCGUCCGCGGCUGAGGGGCCGCGCGGGGCUGUGGCGCGGGGACACUGGACGCGAACGUUCGCGCGUUCCGAAGCCCGCGCUCGGGCUGAGCCGCACGCCUGGCGGGCGGCUCUCGGGCCUCGGGCCCCGCGCGGUGCUGCAGAGCCGAAGCAGCACCGCGCACGCCGUGGGCGCGGAGCCCAGAGUGCGGAGGCCGCCCGCGCCUGCGCCGGGCGCCGAGUGGGCGCGUAGAUCGGCGGCGUGCGCAGAUCGACCGCCCCGACCGCAGAUGCAAGCCUGCCGAGGGCCGGGGUCGCGCAGAGCUUGAGGGCUCGCAGUUUGCCCGGGAGCGCCGACUGUCCUCCUCCGCGCAGCUCGGCCUGGGCUUGGGCAGCCUGAGAGCUGCAGUCCCCCCGCGCCGACUACUAAGGUAGAGAAGGGCCGCAGGUGGCACGCCUGCGGGCCGGGCUGUCGCCACCUGGCUGGUUCGGGAUGCCUUGUAGCAGCAGAGGUCGGGGUUAGUUCAAAGAGAAUCCCCUGCUUCAAAACGUCUGCCUCUGAAGACACCAUCAAAAGCCUGCAGGGCGGCGCGGGGCACACGGCUGACCGCAGUCCCAGCGACUCCCGAGGAGGAGGCGGGAGGAUCGCAAGUUCGAGGCCAGCCUCAGCAACGCGACUUAAUGAGAGCCUGUCAACAAACAAACAAAACACCUUGUGGGGAAGGCCUCUUGUUAGGGAAAGCAUGGUUGGCUAGUGUUCAAAAUCCAUUCCACAUCCGCUCACGGGCAAAAGUAUUGGUUGUUGAAUGGAAGAGAAAAGACGAUGAUAGUGAAUUUUCACUACUACGUAAGUUAAUUUUUGUUUUUUUCUAGGGUUUCUGUCACUCGUGACCACAAUGAAAAACGUAGACAGCCAUGAUCUGGUAACUGGCACACUUCCCAGAAUCAAGAGCUCGAAAGAAUGGUUGCAACCACAGCGUCUUGCCUUCAUGGAGGCCUACGCUAAAGAAGAUACUGAUGCAGCUAUUCAAUCUAUAUUAUGUAGAGAAAAGUAUAUAAUUAAGGAACUCGAUAAGUAUUUACAACAUCACGACUUCUUAAAUACAAGAAGAAAAGAGAUGUUAUAUAAAAGAUGGGUUGAUCAUGUGGCAGAUCCUCUCCAGGAGAAAAUUAUAGACAAAGUUUGUUCACAUAAGAAGAUUAAAAAAAGGAGACAAGAGGAAUUAGAUAGUUUUUUAAAAUAUGUAAAUAAAAAGGGAAAUGCAUUUAUAGAACAUUAUGAUCCAAAAGAAUAUGAUCCUUUUUAUAUGAGCAAAGAAGACCCUAAUUUCCUGAAGGUUAUCAUCCCACCAUUUCGUGACCCUUUGAAGAAAGCGCAGUAUGACAAGGAUGAUGAAAGAAGAACUCUUCUUCAGUGUGAGACUGGCAGAAUAUAUACAAUGAAAGAAUUUAAAGAGAUUGAGAAGAUCCAGUCCAGAUUCCCAAGAAUUUCUAAUUCAAGGCACUUUAUGACUCCAAAUGAGUGGCUUAAACUGCCUACAAGAUACAUAGAAAGUGAAUUUUGUAAAAGGAGCAGGUUAAAAGUGAAAGUGAAUUUUAAUGAUAGCAGUCUUGAUUUGAAACCCUUGGCAAGAGCACUUCAUCUUACAGCAUGCCAAGAAGAAGAAAAAUCAGCUACUUACAAAAACAAAGGGCCAUCCUUUCUGGAAAAAGAACCUCUCUGUUAUCAGGAGGGGAAGAACCCAAGUCUUAAAGAGGCCAACUCUAAAGAACAUUUUCCUUCCUUAAACUCAACCAGGAGGUAGAAGGGGGUGAAGACCAGGAUGGGCAAGAGCCGGGGCAGCAACUGCAGACACCACAAUCUGAGCAGCCGGGAACUUCUAGGUGUGGCCGGCUUCCAAGAGGAGAGGAGGCCGUGGACCACCCCCUCCAAUAGGGAGUAGGAUAGAAGAAGCCAAGAGGCAGGCGCCCUGUAUUCAGAAGGAAUAGAGAGCUGCUCCCUACACCCCUGCAACUUGGCAGAGCGACACAUGGAGGCGCCCUCUGCUGGGGGCCUGUGCUGUGCUGAUUUCCCUGGCUCCCUCUCCUGAGGUUUCACCUAUUUUCCUACCAGUCUCUACCAUUUGCCACUUAUACCCAGGCCAGGCCAAAGUUUUAUUCCCUUAAUUCAAUCAAGACAGAAAAUUUUCAAAGGACCAAUACUAAAUUAAAGUAGUAAAAUUUAAAAAGUAAAAGUAAAAGCCCCCAAAUGUAAAAUGUAUAGAAAUAUAGGUGUUCACAGAGGAGAGUUCUCCUAGGGCAGCCACAGUGAAGCUGAGGGACCUUGCCCAUAUGCUUCCAGGACUGGGUGGAUUGGCUCCUCCUCAGUUCUCUUCUCCACCAGCUGUCCCAACACUCUGGAGACAGCCUCUUUUCGGGGUGGCUUUAGGGAAGUCCAACGCUGCCUCCCUUUCCCCUCCCAGUUAGAAAUCAAUAGUGCGUAUGCAGUCAAAGGAGGUCAAGGUGCAACUUCCUUCGGUUGUCCUGAAUUAUUCAUCUGACACCAGCCAAUAUCUGCCAUGCUGCCCAAGUUCAGCCCCAGCAAGAUCAAAUUUGAUUCCUGAGGUGCGCUGAGUGGGAGGUCAGAACUACAUCUGCCCUGACCCCCGAGAUCAGCCCCUGGGUCUAUCUUCAAAAAGUUUGGUGACAACAUUGCCAAGCUAGCUGGUGACUGAAGGGCCUGGGAAUCACAGUGAACUGUUCAGACAGGCUCUGAUUGAAGCUGUGCCUUCUGACUCUGCCCUGAUCAUCAGAGCCCUCAAGGAGCCAUCGAGAGACAGAAAGAAACAAAAAGAUAUUAAACACAGUCGUUAUAUCACUUUUGAUGACAUUAUCAAUGUUGCCCAACAGACGUGGCCCUGACCUUUAGCCAGAGAACUUUCUGGACUCCUUCAAGAGGUCCUGGGGACCGGCCAGACGGUUGCAAUGUUGAUGGCCACCACCCUGAUGACAUCAUAGGUGACACCGACAGCAGUAUGCCCAGCUAGUUAAGAAGUACAAAAGAAAAUAUUCAAUAAAGGACCACCUGCAGGAAGAAAAGGGAAAGGAAGAGAAAGCGAAGGACCUGUGUUUCCAGUGUGCCAUCUGUCCGCCUGACUUCCUUCCUGUCUGUCCAUGUCCCUGCUCCCUAAAGGAUUUUUUUACUCACUCAUGAAAAUUUACUAAAACUCUAUUUUGUGUUUUAGCUCCUUGUGCUGUCAUGUUUUAGUGUCCUCCCACGUGUGUGCUUGCUUCCUCAAAGUUUUAACAUGCACCUGGACCUCCUCUGAGCCGGGGAGACCCGAUAACCAAACGACUAGACGGGGGUCAUCGUGCAAGUGAGGCAAAUCAAACAGGCCAAGGGGGCAUCGGGUGGGGAUGGGCAAGGGGACUGUGUGGGGUGGAGAAGUCGGGGAAGGCUUCUCUGAAGAGAGGACGGGUGUGUAGCAGCCUGAGGGAGUGAGGCGGGCCCUGGAGAGACCCCGGGGGAGUCCAGACACAUGGAUUGGCACAGGUGCCACCUGAGAUGAGGUUGGCACGUUCAGGAAUCAGCCAAAUAAGGCCAGCAGAGCUGCAGCACAGUGAACGAGGAGGGAAAGGCAGGAGGUGAGACUGGGGGAGGUGGGUGCCGGGGUGGCAGGGUCACAGGCCAUGACAGGGAGCUGGCAUGAAAGACACAGUGGACGGGAAGCCUUUCCAAGGUUUUGAGUAGUAGAAACAUGAUCUAAAUAACCCUGUACGCAGAAGAGUAAGGCUGCCAUACAACCAGUUAUGUAGGAGCAGGGGCAAGAGAGCCGUUCGGAGGCCAGGGACUAGGCAGAGGAGCCUGGUGGCCGGAGCCCGGGCGCGGGAGGUGAACACGCUGGCAGAGCUGCUUCCUGUCUGACGUGGUGAGUGAGGGAGCAAGUCAAAACGCCCCACUCCUAGAGUUUUGUCCUGAGGGCCGGGUGGAUUAUGGACCCACUCCUUGAUCUAGAGAAGUCGGAGUGAAACAGAAGUGCAGAAGUAAGGAGCUCUGUGGGGCUCAGUUCAAGGUACCAGCCACCGUGACAAACCAGAAGGAGUGUUUGCUGCGUGUAAUUACAAAGCAACUCCGUUUUCCCCUCACCAGCCAUUUAAACAUGUUCUGUUCGGGGGAGUUUCCGCCUGACCUAGGCUUUUGCAGAAGGUAAAGUCUUCUGGCUACAGAGACAGUCUCCGUUCAGUAGUUAACGAGGCCAAUCUGGUCUAAUGACAACAACGUUGAUCUUCAUUUCUCUUCAGUUCUCCUCUCCUGGCCUGGAGUGCUGAGGCUGGAAAGGAGAGUGGGGUAGAUGUCUCCUCUCUCUCCCGUCCUCCUCUUUAUUUCUUAUCUCUGUGUCAUGCCACUGUGACUCCAAUCUCUUCAAAGUCUCAGUGGGAGGGAGGAGAGAGGUAGUGUGGCAGGAAGCCUCUUACUCCAAAUGUUUUUUGUUGUUGUUGUUGUUGUUGUUUUGGUACUGGGAAUUGAACCCAGGGGUGCUUCACCAAUGAGCCGCAUCCCCAGCCCUUUUUAAAAAAAAUAUUUUAUUUAGAGACAGGAUCUUGCUAAGAUGGUUAGGGCCUCAACAGGUUGCUGAGGCUGACUUUUAACUGAGAUCUUCCUGCCUCAGCCUCCCAAGUUGCUGGCUUACAGGUGUGUGACACUGCACCCGGCUCCUCUUACCUCUGAUGUCAUGAUGACCUAGGUUAGUGCAAAGCAUCCCCUAGGGCACUUCCUUUAAAAAAAAAUAAAUAAAUAAAUUUUUUUUUUAGUUGUAGAUGGAUACAGUACCUUUAUUUAUUUAUUUUUAUGUGGGGCUGAGGAUCGAACCCAGUGCCUCACACGUGCUAGGCAAGUGCUCUACCACUGAGCCCCAGCCCCAGCCUCUGACCUCUUAACACUCCUGGUGUGCAUGAGUGGAUAAACAUCACACAAAACAGUUUCACCUCUUCUGUGCAAAUCCUGAGGAGUGAUCUCCACACCUCACUUUAGAACAUAGCACCUACUGUCUAAGAGAUACAGAGGUUAAAUCAGGAGCAUGUCAGGGCCUUGUGAUCCCGGAGGGGCCAUGCAGUGGGCAGGAGCACGGGAGGAGAGCCUCGGGUGAGAUGUGACUUGGAGUCAUCCUCACCGACAUGCUGUUUGAAAUGAGGAGAUCACAUGCGAGUGAGGGCCAGGAGGGGAGGCAGGGAGGACUAGUCUGGAGGAACUUUAAGAUUUAGAGGCACAAGGGGGCAGAGCCAGUGGAAGGUGAAAGGAGCAAGUGGCUAGCAAGGGAGGAAGAGAAGGAGGAGAGUGUGGUAUUGCAGAGGCCCAGGAUAGAAAGGGUUUCACAAAGAGAGGGCGCGAUCAGCCAUGUCACGAUGCUGCCAAGGGGCAAGUGAAGGAGGACUGAGGAGUAUCCUCCGUGUUCAGCAAGACUUAGAGGCGGCUGGUGGUUCUCAUCACAGAGGUUACUGUGGAGCCGUUGGAAUCAGAGUUUGACUAGCGCGGGUUCAGGAGAGGAUGGGUGAGCUAGUGAAGGCAGUGAAUGUAAGCAAACCUUCGGUGGGAUUUUUCUGUAAAGGGAGUGGAGAGAUGGGUAGGGAUGAGGAAUGCAGCUACCAUAACUGUAGAUUCCUGAUGGAAAGGCGCCAAGGGGAUAGCAAACUGAUGAUGCUGGAGAGAGGGGGCCCGAGGGCACGAGCAGAUGAGGAGGGGGAUCCAUGAGGGAACCCAGGGAACAGCGAUUUCCUUGGGUGGAGGUGAAGCCAGAAUUAAGGACAGGAAGUUAGUGUAGAAAUAGGGGAUUGGGUCAAAUCGAGGAAAUGAAGCCAUGAAGCCAUCUGCCUCUGGAAGUUGGAGACUGCCGCUGGAAGAAU
Messenger RNA from Sciurus carolinensis (gray squirrel), 6430 nucleotides. RefSeq names its product family with sequence similarity 228 member B (gene Fam228b). Bases 1447 to 2355 code for a protein of 302 amino acids. The transcript has 8 exons. The record is from RefSeq and is a predicted model, not a curated record. Lineage: Eukaryota; Metazoa; Chordata; Mammalia; Rodentia; Sciuridae.